UAAAAUCGAAAAUUUUCAAAAAUUAGAGCAAGAGACUUACAUUUAUUUGUGUCAGUUUUUUUCUUCAUUUCUGAACGGGAGUCUCUGAGCCCCCGGAUGUCCUAGAGAACUGUAUUACCGCAGCCGCAGAACCGUUAUCCGCUGCUUGUACGACUGACGCGCGUGGCCAGCCCGUGGCACGCCUCGCGUGACUGACACUUCGGUUAUAGUCGAACAUUUGGAGCGGAAUAAAGUUUGUGUUCGGAGGAAAUGAGUCGGCCGGCGCUAGCGGAGUAGGACUGUAAUUCCUGGAGAAGAAGGCGGACGGGGUUCGUAUGUGGGUGUACCAUCCUGCGAUAGCCGCCACCGAUCUUUUUAGUGUAUUUUAUUAUUUAUUUAUGCAUCCACUUAGCUAUUUAUGAGUUGACAGCGACCUACGUUUAAUUAGUCUGCUGGGCGAACUCCCAGUUUUGUUUAUUACUGGUAACAGCAUACACAUGUUUUUUUUCGUUGAAAUAUUUUGACUGUUAUAGAGAAGUGUUCGAUGUGCUAUUGACUGCUAGUCAGGAAACAGUUGGGACUGCCGAUGUUGCCAUAUAACGAUAACUGGACGCUUGUCAUGUCUGUUGCUUACUAACUUAAAGGCUUGAGCGCCCCAUAUUUAACGAUCAUCAUUAAUUAGCGAGCUAACUCCAGUUUACAGGAUGACGAUGAACGAUAAGGUCACCGAUUUCUUUUGCCAGGUGACUGGCGUCGUUCAGAUUAUAUGACUAGGGAGGAUGCCCCUUUUAGUUUAUCUUAGCCAACUAGAUAACCACGUAAAUAUAUAUGCAUAUAAACUCAACACUAUAAUUGAAAAUGAAACGUUGUAAAUCGGACGACUUUACUUCGACUGAGGAGGGCGGUAGCCCGACUUUGUGCGGUGCGAAGGAGGAUACACCCAGUGUUUUCAUUGUGGAGGUGAAACACAGCGACCCUCCUGGGGGUCAUUCCGAGGUAAAUCCCACCAGCCAGACCCCGCAAUCUGCCGUAACCAGGACCAAACCACCAGAUCUAAAGAAGAUUCAGCAGUUGUCAGAGGGUUCCAUGUUUGGCCAUGGACUGAAGCAUUUAUUCCACAGCCGCAGGCGCUCGCGCGAACGAGAAGUUCCGAGCCCCCAAGAGCCAGGGACAGGUUUGGCAGCGGGGCCAGCAGCCGCAGCGGCAGCGUCCCACUCAGACCAUGAAUCUGCAGAUGAGAAGGAGCGUUCACCUGAGAUGCACCGGGUGUCAUAUGCUGUAUCACUGCAUGACCUGCCAGCCCGACCCACGGCAUUCAACCGUGUACUGCAGCAGAUCCGUGCUCGCCCACCCAUCAGGCGUGGCGCCAGCCUGCACGCUAGCGGCCGGCGCACCAAGAGCAACCCUGCGGCCGAGGCACCAAGAGGAGGCAGCCCGCACUUGGCCCGUCGGACACCCCAAGAUGGGCCUCCAGGGCUGGCUCCUCACCAGAGUCGGCCCCGCUCUUCUUCCACCACCGAUGCAGCUCUGCUGACCAGUGAGGUGCCAUUGAAUCUGGGCCCUGAGGAGGCUGAGAGGUCGACUGACAGGCUGGACCGAGGUGAGUGGAGCUUGGGCCUGCCUGUCCCAGCCAGCCAUGGCGGCUCCGAUGGCAGCCUAGGCAUCGAUGUCCCUGAGACGGCCGAUCCUCAGCGUCUGCGAGCCGCCGUGCAACACUUACAGCAGAAGGUGCUGAAAGUGACGGAGCAGAUCCGCGUGGAGCAGGAGGCACGCGACGGUCACGUGGCUGAGUACCUGAAGCUGGCUCACAAUGCCGACAAGCAGCAAGCCGCUCGCAUCAAACAGGUGUUUGAGAAGAAGAACCAGAAGUCAGCACAGACACUUAGUCACCUGCACAAGAAGUUGGAGCACUAUCACAAGAAGCUGAAGGAGAUUGAGCAGAACGGCCCAACUCGCCAGCCAAAGGACGUGUUGCGGGACAUGCAGCAGGGUCUCAAGGAUGUGGGUGCCAAUGUGCGGGCUGGCAUCAGUGGCUUUGGGGGAGGGGUGGUGGAGGGGGUCAAAGGGGGGGUAUCUGCUCUUUCUCACACGGCCGUGGUGUCCAAGCCACGGGAAUUCGCUAGCCUGAUCCGCAACAAGUUUGGCAGUGCGGACAACAUAGCGCAGCUGAAGGACACGCUGGAGGACCCGCGGGCCGAGGACACGCCACGCACGCUCAGCGGCAGCGCCACUUUGGUCUCCAGCCCCAAGUACGGCAGCGAGGACGACUGCUCCAGUGCCACGUCUGGUUCGGCAGGCAGCCCUGCGGGACCAGCAGCAGGAAGCCCGAGGGCCCACACGAUGAACGGCUCUUGGGAUGCCCUGCUGGAGGAGCUGCGGGACAUCAAAACUGGACAGGAGCAUCUUGAAGACGCCAUGGUGGACCUGAAGACCCAGCUGCAGAGGGACUAUGACUACAUGACUCAGUGGCUACAGGAGGAGCGCUACAGAUAUGAGCGUCUGGAGGAGCAGCUGAAUGACCUGACAGAGUUGCACCAGAACGAGAUGAGUAACCUGAAACAGGAGCUCGCCAGCAUGGAGGAAAAGGUGGCCUAUCAGUCCUAUGAGAGAGCCAGAGAUGUUCAGGAGGCAGUGGAAUCGUGUCUGACCCGCAUCACCAAACUGGAGCUACAGCAGCAGCAGCAGCAGGUGGUGCAGCUGGAGGGUGUUGAGGGGGGGGCCGCCCGCGCCCUGCUGGGGAAGCUCAUCAACGUGGUGCUGGCCCUCAUGGCCGUGCUGCUGGUGUUCGUGUCCACGCUGGCCAGCUUCAUCACGCCACUGAUGAAGAGCCGCGAGCGCGUGGCUGCCAGCCUGCUGCUGGCGUUGCUGCUCUUCUCGCUUUGGAAACACUGGGACCUGCUGCAGUCGUGGCUGUGGGCCAGCUGAGGUCCCGGCACCUUGCAGAGGGGAGCUGGGCUCCCAGCGCCCACCCAUGUCUGAAGAAUCGACAUCUCCACCCUGUGCUUGCAACUUGUAUUCACUUGCAUCUGCAGAAGAACCUGGGGGGCGUAUGUUAGUGUACACUGCAAUAACAUGUGCAAUGCUUUGUUCAUAUGACCAACAGCCACUUUUUAUUUUAAGGAAAGCCUGGUAGCCUGAUUGAAGUAUUUCUUCCCAAGUGGGGGAUGGGAUGAGGGAAGUGCUAGGCUAUGGUGGCAUGCGUGGCAUUUAAAUCGAUUCUUAUGUAGGAGAGGUGCUAAGAUGUGCAUCUUCCCGGUGUGCCCAAGUCUUUUCAGUUUUAUAAAUACUCUUUUACAAUGUGAAACAACAAACUUACUACUGACACUCGCUCUUCACUGCCCAACUAAUGUAUUUAUUUCUUUUUCUAAGUUUUUGGUAUUUUUAUCAAAUACUGUUUUUUUUUUAAUAAUAUGACAUCAUUUUGAUGGACAUUCUGGAAGAAUACCCUUAUUCCAAGUGAGCCCAAAAUGCUUUUUUGCUGACUGUAUCAGAGCAGCAGCUAACGGCAGAGAAGGUAAUGUUUUUUGAUGGUCGACUCUUAGUAAGAGUGACCACAGGGGAUGCCCAGUACUGACUAGUAGUUACAAUUUUAUGCCUGGUUAAAUGAAGCUACUGUAGGUCAUCUGCAAAGGAACAUCUCACACAGACCCUAAACCUGUACAAGGUGUGGACUGACAUGGAAUGUAGCAGGUGAAAGGAGAAGGGGAAUGGAUUGUGUACAGAAGUCAUUGCAUUUCAAUUCCAAGGUAAAUUGCCAAAGAUGAAGGAUGUCAUGUGAAGUUAUCCUACACAGUCAAAAGUAUGCAUCAGUAUUAAUGCUGAUGUGGACUGUGCAGGAAUGUUCAUGUACCACUCGAGGAGUCGGAGGGUAGAGAAACCUAUGAGUGACUGCGAAGGAAUUCUUAAACCUGCACUGAGGACGAAUACUGCAGCAUUUUGAUGACUUAACUUUAUGACUGAAAAGGUGGGAACUACUGAUUCAAAGACUAUUCUGGGUUUUUAGAUUUUAAUGGGACUUCAGCUGUGAAGAUCUUGAUACAAGGAGAGCAGGGUAAAGAAAAACAAGUAAGAUGGAUGGAAAAGUUACAGGUGGUGGUAGGAAAACCCUGGUGUGAGGAAGAAAAGCAUCUGCUUUCUGCAUGAACAGUGGAGAUGAACCAACAUAUUACCUGAAAUAGCUGUACCAUCACCAAAGCCAGUCACACCUUCCUGCAUCACUAACAUUGACUGUGUAUGCUUUACUCCAGGGUAUGCGAUAUUGACUGUGUGCAUGUUGUUCUGUGAUUGUGCUUGUUGCUAUGCCAGCACAUUUCUUCACCUGUCCGUGCUGCUGUGUUGCAGAUCUUGCAGUAGCUUUGUUGUGGGGUGUGUGAUCUGUGUCUCCCUCCCUUCCAAAGAACAGCUGAAGUCUCAUCGCAUAAGUUGGUACUUAAACGUGUCUCACAAUUAUGCAUUACAGUGUCAGUAAAAGCAAGACAGGAAGUUACAGAAAUUACAGCUCUGAGUAGGAGGUAGCUUUUUUAAUACCUGCUAUGAGCAGGAACCAGACCAGUAUCUAUUGGUAGUUUUCAACUUAUUUUUAAAAUCUGUUUUCCUCAGUUUUCUCAUAAAUACUGUGAUAGUACAUGAAAUGUCCCACCAUGACCUUGCCUGUCACAUUGAUGUACAACAACAGAUGAACACAAGUGAGUUUCACAUUUCCUCCAGUAAUUAUGUUUGGGCUCUACACUCCAGAAUAUCCUGCUUGGGAUCAAUAAAGUCUGUUUGUCAGUGUAUGUCAUUAAAUGUUUAAACAAAAA
Molecule: messenger RNA, 4778 nt
Organism: Paramormyrops kingsleyae
Lineage: Eukaryota; Metazoa; Chordata; Actinopteri; Osteoglossiformes; Mormyridae
Product: transmembrane and coiled-coil domains protein 2
Biological process (GO): amyloid precursor protein metabolic process
Cellular component (GO): endomembrane system
Source: RefSeq, a predicted model, not a curated record